AUGCUUCUUUAUUCGAUAACGUUCAUCUUGUUCUUUACUGGGGUAUUCGCUAACAAUUUUGGCCCACCAUGUCUUCCUACGCGAAUCAACUACAAGCUGCACUAUCCGUGCUUCGAUAGCUCUGAGCAAGAUGAAUUCGAUGACCAAGCAGCUCGUCUCAGAGGAGAACCAUCCAAGUUCGCUCGGACUGGUUUUUACGAUCGAUUAUUCAAAGUGGGAAACACGAGAGCAUGGCAAGGACCGACGUAUAUCUACCAGCCGACCUACGGUUAUAAUCCAAACCUUCCACAAAAUGGGCCAUAUAUGUUCCGAUACAGCAAUUUCUUCACUAAAUCGUUCGAGUAG
This is a messenger RNA of Cooperia oncophora, 345 nucleotides long. Lineage: Eukaryota; Metazoa; Nematoda; Chromadorea; Rhabditida; Trichostrongylidae. The record is from the annotation of a GenBank genome assembly.